Nothoprocta perdicaria is the source of this 603-nucleotide messenger RNA. RefSeq names its product centromere protein V (gene CENPV). The annotation marks the transcript as partial. The transcript is spliced from 5 exons. The record is from RefSeq and is a predicted model, not a curated record. Lineage: Eukaryota; Metazoa; Chordata; Aves; Tinamiformes; Tinamidae. Gene Ontology annotation, molecular function: carbon-sulfur lyase activity.
UGGGCGCUGGGCGCGCAGAGCGGGCGCUGGGCCGCCUUCCUGCAGCGGCACCGCCUGAGCGGCGAGGAGGCCGCGCGGCUGCUGCUGGACGCCUAUGAAUACAGAGGCUUGGUCAAGCACACUGGAGGCUGCCACUGUGGAGCUGUCCGCUUUGAGGUCUGGGCAUCGCCAGAUCUGCACGUUUUUAACUGCAAUUGCAGCAUUUGCACAAAGAAACAGAACAGGCACUUCAUCGUCCCAGCUUCACGUUUCAAGCUGCUCAAGGGUGCUGAAAACCUGACCACAUACACCUUCAACACGCAUUGUGCUCAGCACACCUUCUGCAAAACCUGUGGUGUGCAGAGCUUUUAUACUCCCCGCUCUAAUCCAGAUGGCUUUGGAAUAGCUCCCCAUUGCCUGGAUGAGGGCACUGUGCACAGCAUUGUCCUGGAGGAUAUCAAUGGCAAAGAGUGGGAGAAGGCUGUGAAGGAACAUAAGACCAUCAGAGACAUGUCAAAACCCUGAUGUUCCUUCCCAGCAGCUGGAUGUGGAGCAUCACCAUGAACCUGUGGUGAGGGUUUGCAAAAUCAGCUGCUUUGUUGCCAGCACUAUCUGCCUUCUGUU